GUGAAGGUUGUAGAUCUUGCAACUUUGUACACCAUGCCAGGGCUCGUAUCUUCUGUCGAGGAGAACCUCACCGCCAGCGUCCCUAAGAUUUUUGACCAAGUGCAAAAUUCCACUGCAAAUCACCAGAAGAAUAUCGUUGCACUCUACAAACUCCACCUAGAUGCUGCCAGUUUCACCGAACCCGUACAUGAUGGCAGAAGCCUCAAGCUCACCGGCGAGCGUAUGUUCGAGGAGAAAUUCAAAGACAUACUAUGCAGGGCGGCUGUUGUGAAGAAAGGAACCUCGCAGGGUGACCGGAUAGUCAAGUUUGUUGGAGCGUAUACAAAAUACAUCAAUGAGAGAGCUGCUGAGGUAAAGAAGGAGGAGGACGAUGAUGACGAUGAGACUACAGCCUCUCGGUUUGUUGAGAAAGUGCUUGCCUUCCUCCUAAUUGGCUUUGAAGCUAAGGACAAAGUUGCACGCUACCGCUGCGUCCACUUUUUGGCGGAGAUGGUCGCGCACUUGGGUGAAAUUAGCGAAAAGUUGUACACUGAGCUCCGCACAGCUCUGUUCGAGCGCGUGCAUGACAAAGAAACAUUUGUUCGAGUUCAGGCUGUCAUUGCACUCUCAAAGCUAUGUGGCUCGGAAGAUCCAUCUGACGUGGAAGAAGGAGAACCCACUGCUCUCGAGGUCUUGCUGGAGACUCUUAGUUGUGAUCCUGCCGCAGACGUCCGUAGAGCCGCAUUGCUCAACAUUCCUCUGUCUUCAGCGACCCUAGAUGCUGUGCUUGCUCGAACCCGCGACACUGACACGAUCAUGCGCAAGUUGGUCUAUUCCGCCAUCCUAGUUCAACACUGCUUCGUUUCCGAUGACUCUGCAAUGGGGCUCGUUCAUCCUCGCGUGCUUACCAUUGCCCAGAGAGAGCUCAUCAUUCGCAAUGGUUUAGGUGAUCGAGAGCCAGCGGUUCGCCAGGCUGCAGCUUUGUUACUCAGCAAAUGGGUGGAUGUUGCUCGUGGAGACGUCAAGAACGAAGAAAGCAAGGCCGCUAAAGAUGAUGUCCUCGCACUUCUAGGCCUCUUUGAUCUGACAGAGAGUACGGUUGCAGAGGACGCACUUCUGAGUGUUCUGGACAGACGCCAUGAUAUUUCCGACCACGUCGAGUUUAAGGAUGCCUACUGGGCCAACCUGACCCCAGAGCGAGCUUUUUUCGUUCGCGUUUUCAUGCGGAGAAAACUAGAUGCUUCUCUCCCGGUUGUCACUGCCCUUGCCUACCAUAUCCAAGCUGCCUACAAUGCAUACCAAGAAGACUUAGAGGUUGCCGAGCAAGAAAGAGUAAUUCGUGGUGAACCAACUGAGGAAGAAGAAGAGGCUCGGAUUGACAAGGAAUUUGUCAUAGGCGAGAUGCUCAAGGUCGCUGUGAAUCUGGACUACGCCGAUGAGAUUGGGCGUCGGAAAAUGUUCCAGCUAGUGAGAGAUAUGAUCUCUCAGGAAGCACUACCCGAAUCGCUUGUCGCUAGAUGUUUGGACGUAUUACGAAUACUAUCACCAAACGAGAGGGAUCUUAUUCGAGUGGUUGUAGAAGUAGUCCACGAACUUAGGGAUGUUAGUGACGAAGAAGAAGCUCUAAAGGAGCCUGCAGAUGACGGAGAGACCAAUUCUGGCGAAACGCCCAUGCCAACUCGCAUGGCACCCAAAGGACCAAAGUCAUCAGAAGAUAUGUCUUCCGAAGAACGAGCCCACAUGGACGCGAUUGAUUUGCGUUGUCUGUCACUUUGUAUAGGCAUGUUGGAGCGUGUUAAUGGAACAUUCGAGGAAAAUUCGACACUCGAAGGCAUCCUUGGCGAGCUAAUCAUUCCUGCCGUCAAGCGUAAGGAGUUGGUACUUCGUGAAAAGGGCCUCAUUUGUUUAGGUCUUUGUUGUCUUAUUGCUCGACGCAUGGCUCUCAACUCUUUCCAGCUUUUUUUGGGUCAAAUUCAGACUGCCCCGGAGGUCUUGAAGAUCCGUGUGCUGCAGAUCGUCUUCGACAUUCUUAUGGUGCACGAAAAUGACUUCUUGAACAAAGAGGGUGGCGCAAGCGAACGUAUCGUCGAAUUUUUCUUGCAUGUCCUGGAAAAUGAGGAAUCGGACAAAGUGCAAGCCCUUCUGUGUAUCGGCCUUGCAAAGCUUGUCCUUGCCGGGAUGAUCUGCGAUGAUAAGGUACUGCAAAGCCUGGUUGCUGCAUAUCUUGCCCCGGACACGAUUGACAACCAAGAAGUCCGCCAGUGCCUUGCCUAUUUCUUCCCUGUAUACUGCUACUCCUCCCCAGUCAACCAGCAGAGAAUGCAACAGCUGUUUGUUGGAUUGUUCGAGAAACUUGCCCCAGAAACCCGAAAUGUUGACGAAACUCAGGAGAUGGUUAGUCCUGCCCAAAUAGCAGCUAUGUUCGUGGACUGGACCGAUCCGCAGAAAGCUAUCGAGGUGCAAGAUCAGCCAACCGACGAGACAAUUCAUAUUGACCUGGCAAGCGAUAUCGCAAGAGCAUUGUUCGACGACAAGAUGAUAAAAGAGGACAAGAAAGUUUUAUACCAGGUUCUGGGGCGGCUAUACUUACCGGACAAGGUUGAUGACGAUAAAAUCCGGACACUCAAAUUACUACUCCACAACCUCAAUUCUCGUCGACCGAUCCGUGACGCAGCAGCCAAGAAUGCCCUUGCGAAAUUUGAUGCUGCGAUCUCGAAAAGAUAUGCUGAGCAGCUAGAGAGCUUCAACGAGGAAGACUACCGGCAACUGGAGUACUUGAAAGAUCUGUUCGAGUUUCUUGAUGACAUCAUUCCCUUGGACGACGGUGAGGAGGUUGACAUACCUCGCACUCGUGCUCGGAAGAGGCGCUCAGAAAGCAUUGCUACUGAUACCACGGACAGCAUCGCACCAGAUGAAAGUGUGGCUUCUGCUACUUCUUCAUCGCACCCAAAGGGCAAGAGCAAAGGGAAACAAACCAAGCGGAGACGUGUUUCUGAUUCCGAUGACUCGGAUGAUGUCCUAUCGUACGACCAUGUUACCCCAGCACCCACACGAACCCUGCCAAAGCGGGCUGCGUGCGUUAACAUGUCAUGAUUUUCCCGUUUAAUAUGGUCUUAAUUUUUGCUCGCAGGUCGGUAAAGAAACCUCAGGUGGUGCAGUUAAUAGAGGAUGAUGGUGACGAGGAGGAGGAGGAGGA
This is a messenger RNA of Suillus subaureus, 3175 nucleotides long. RefSeq names its product nuclear condensing complex subunit. Gene Ontology annotation, biological process: mitotic chromosome condensation. Bases 34 to 3072 code for a protein of 1012 amino acids. Lineage: Eukaryota; Fungi; Basidiomycota; Agaricomycetes; Boletales; Suillaceae. Gene Ontology annotation, cellular component: condensed chromosome; condensin complex. The transcript has 16 exons. The record is from RefSeq and is a predicted model, not a curated record.